Messenger RNA from Diaporthe citri, 2763 nucleotides. RefSeq lists its product as uncharacterized. Gene Ontology annotation, biological process: calcium ion transmembrane transport; manganese ion transport; intracellular calcium ion homeostasis. Lineage: Eukaryota; Fungi; Ascomycota; Sordariomycetes; Diaporthales; Diaporthaceae. The transcript has 5 exons. Gene Ontology annotation, cellular component: Golgi membrane; plasma membrane; endoplasmic reticulum. Gene Ontology annotation, molecular function: ATP hydrolysis activity; P-type calcium transporter activity; ATP binding. The record is from RefSeq and is a predicted model, not a curated record. Bases 1 to 2763 code for a protein of 920 amino acids.
AUGGACAGAUUCACGGGAGACUCCCCAAGCCUGCCAAUCUUCAACGAGUCGAGCAAACCCAUCGAACUGUCUCCCUGGGCCGACGGCGAUCGGCCACGGUCCAAAUCACCAGGAUAUGCGCGCACGACGUCGGCGCAGUCUAGGAGCGUCGCCGACGACUUCUCCUGCCUGACUGCCGCCGAAAGUGCCUCGCGCCUCAAGACAUCCCUGGCAUACGGCCUUACGCCCCCGGAAGCCUUGUCGCGACUGCGAGACUUUGGGCCCAACGAGAUACCCCACGACCCUCCCGAGCCGUUGUGGAUUCGAUUCCUGGGACAGUUCAAGGAGCCGUUGAUACUUCUCCUGCUUGCUUCCGCUGGGGCAUCCGUGCUGGUAGGAAAUGUUGACGAUGCUGUCAGUAUAACCAUCGCGGUGACCAUUGUCGUCAGUGUAGGGUUUGUGCAGGAAUACCGGUCCGAAAAGUCCAUCGAAGCCCUCAACCAUCUUGUCCCGAACCAUGCGCAUUUGAUCAGGAGUAUGUCGGCCAAGACCGGCUCUGGCCCCAAAACACCGACCUGGCAACCGGCUGGAGAAAGUGGACUGGAAGAGAACGGGUCGUCGGGCGCUCCCACACCAGCCGAGGAAGUUCUUGAAGCAACGUCCUCCAAGGUCAUGGCCGGGACAUUGGUACCAGGUGAUCUGGUUAUAUUCACGACGGGCGAUCGCAUCCCGGCCGACCUGCGCGUAACAAAAGCCGCCGACUUGACAGUCGAUCUUUCGAAUCUCACUGGAGAGACCGAGCCGGUCAAAGUGACUGCUGAGCCGCGCUCUCGCGCUGCGGUGGCAUCGGCGGCCCAGGGACUUUCGACUCUACAGCUACCAGCCCCAACUUUCGCUAAUUCAUCCGAAGGGGUAAAUACAAAGCCUAACCUCGAUUCCAACGAAACUCAAAACGUUGCAUACAUGGGAACAUUGGUCAAAUCUGGUCACGGCCAGGGCGUUGUCUUCGCGACUGGUGGGGACACGCAGUUGGGGACCAUUGCUACAAGCGUUACCGACACCGAGAGCCCCCGCUCGCCUCUUCAGCUCUCCAUGGAUGACCUUGGCUCGCAGCUCAGCAAGUUCUCUUUCGUGGUCAUCGGCCUUAUUUCCGUUGCCGGCUGGCUUCAGGGAAAAGGACUGCUUGACAUAUUCACCAUAUCCGUCUCACUCGCUGUUGCCGCAAUACCCGAAGGACUUCCGAUCAUUGUUACCGUGACGCUUGCUCUGGGUGUGCAUCGCAUGGCCCGUCACAAUGCUAUCGUCCGCAAGAUGCCCAAGGUCGAGACACUGGGAUCUGUGAACGUGGUUUGCUCAGACAAGACCGGUACGCUCACAAUGAAUCAUAUGACAAGCUCCAAGAUGUGGUACUUCGGUGCGAACGAUGUCGUCGAUGUCGACUCGGAUGAUGAAGUCACGGAUGCCACCCCUGACGCUGCGACUCUUCGCAUUCUACGUAUCGGCAAUAUAGCCAAUGAUGGGCGCCUAGCUAGGCGGAGUGGAACCCCUGGGCAUGACGGAAGCAGCAGUCCCCGGCUUCAAGAGGACGAGACUUUGUACAAAAGCCUCACGUUCGCCGGCCUGGUCGGCAUGAGCGAUCCACCAAGACCUGGCGUUGCUCGGUCAAUUAGGAGACUUAUGCGCGGUGGUGUCAAGGUGAUCAUGAUCACGGGCGAUGCAGAGACCACGGCGGUGGCGAUUGGCAAGCAGCUCGGAAUGGAAAUCGCUACUCCUCGGGAACAUGGCCCGGGCCAGGUCUCUGUCAAACCGGUCUUGACCGGCAAAGAUGUGGACAAUCUGUCCGAGGAAGACCUUGCGCAGGCGAUGCACCACACCACCAUCUUCGCACGUACGACUCCAGACCACAAACUGAAGAUCAUCAGGGCGCUCCAAUCACGCGGGGAUAUCGUUGCCAUGACCGGUGAUGGUGUCAACGACGCACCGGCGCUGAAGAAGGCGGAUAUCGGUAUUGCCAUGGGCAGAAACGGGACCGAUGUGGCAAAGGAGGCCGCGGACAUGAUCUUGACUGAUGACGAUUUCUCCACCAUCUUGAAUGCGAUCGAGGAGGGCAAGGGCAUCUUCAACAACAUCCAGAACUUCCUGACCUUCCAGCUGAGCACAAGCGCAGCUGGUCUUUCCUUGGUCCUGAUUUGCACGAUUCUGGGAUUCAAGUCCCCAUUGAACGCAAUGCAAAUCCUCUGGAUCAAUAUCAUCAUGGACGGCCCUCCAGCGCAGUCAUUAGGCGUCGAGCGCGUCGACCCGGACGUCAUGAAGCGGCCGCCGCGGAGGCGCGGCGCGCCGGUCCUCACUCGGGCGCUGAUCCAGCGGGUGGCGCAGGCAGCCUUUAUCGUGAUGCUCGGGACGAUGCUGGUGUACACGCACGAGAUGCUCGGGGACGGUGAGGUGACGCGGCGCGACACGACCAUGACGUUCACGUGCUUCGUGCUCUUCGACAUGUUCAACGCGCUCGCGUGCCGGUCCGAAUCCAAGUCGGUGCUGCGCGGCGAGGUCGGGCUCUUCUCCAACGCGCUGUUCAACUGGGCCGUGUCCAUGAGCCUCGUGGGCCAGCUGCUCGUCAUCUACUUCCCCUGGCUGCAGGAGGUGUUCCAGACAGAGGCCCUAGGCUUCUACGACCUCGUCGGCCUCGUCAUGCUCUGCAGCACUGUGUUCUGGGCGGACGAGGCGAGGAAGUGGUGGAAGUACGGAAAGAAACGGCUCGGAACUGGGUACAGCCAGGCUGUGUGA